AUGAUACGUGGAAAACACCAACAUCUUGCAUCGCCAUCGGAAGUGGCUAAAGUAAAUCGUCUUCGCUCCUUUGGUCAUAUAUUAAGGAGACCGGCAGAUCGCCCUGUUCAACGAACUGAGGCGGUGAAAAAGGACCUGAGGACACUCGGCGUGGAUAGGCAGUUCAGGCGAGACGUACGGUUUCGCAGAAUAUGGAAUAUCGACGAAUGGAUUGAUUCUGUGCAAGCUUUCGCAGAAGAUCGAGAAGGUUGGGCAGAGCUGUGUUCAAGGACGGCACACCUCGGCGAAGAUGCGGGUAAUCGCGUCAGGCGAUGA
Necator americanus (New World hookworm) is the source of this 315-nucleotide messenger RNA. RefSeq lists its product as uncharacterized. The coding region runs from base 1 to 315 and encodes 104 amino acids. The record is from RefSeq and is a predicted model, not a curated record. NCBI's taxonomy places the organism in Eukaryota, Metazoa, Nematoda, Chromadorea, Rhabditida, Ancylostomatidae. The transcript is spliced from 2 exons.